AUGGCUUCAUCAUCGUAUAACCCCAAUCCUACGGUCAUUAAGCUUUCAUCGCGGAAACAACAAUCUGUCCAUAACACCCGCUCCCUUUGGGGCGGCGAGGGAGAAGACGACGGCUAUGGUACUCCGGAGGAAGUCGAGCUCAUCGACCAAGAUGAAGUGUUCGACUUGAUACGUUCCAUCAGUGAUCCCGAACAUCCAUCUAUGACGCUCGAACAGCUCGCCGUUGUUUCUGCACCACAAAUUACCAUUCUUCACGAUAAGAAUUCCUGCCUUGUGGAGUUCACGCCCACUGUGCCGCAUUGCGGGAUGUCAACACUCAUCGGAUUAUCCAUCCGUGUACGCCUGAUGCGUAGUCUUCCGAACCGGUUCAAGAUAGACAUCAAAGUAAAACCCGGGUCUCAUCAGAGCGAGCUCGCAGUAAACAAACAGCUAAACGACAAGGAACGAGUCGCUGCCGCUCUGGAGAAUCCCGCUUUGACUGAGGUUUUGGAGAACUGCUUGGCCAGUGCCGGUCGCCGCGGUCAGUCACCAGAUAUGCAGUGA
Molecule: messenger RNA, 543 nt
Organism: Stereum hirsutum FP-91666 SS1
Lineage: Eukaryota; Fungi; Basidiomycota; Agaricomycetes; Russulales; Stereaceae
Exons: 4
Coding region: 1-543 (180 amino acids)
Biological process (GO): iron-sulfur cluster assembly
Source: RefSeq, a predicted model, not a curated record